CUAGUGGUGAGUGCGUCUCCUUUCUGUCGUCGUUACGUCCCGAAUAGCCGGGCGGGGAUGUUCCGAUCCACGAUGGGAGAAGUUUGUAACGAGAAGAAGUCAUGGCUGUUUGUUAUUUGGCAAAUCUGCAACGUUUUCAUGUCUCUGUUCUUCGCUCUGGCUUCAUAUGUUCAGAUCAAUGAUCCAGACGCUGGUUUAUGGAUGGUUGGUUAUGCAAUCCCUGCAGCCCUGUGUGCGUUAAUUAGCUUCAAGCCUCAUGUGACAGAGACUUUGCCCUGGAGACGUGUUGCUGAUCUCCAUGUGAUGAUUUCCAGCUCUGUCGUUGCCAUGUUAGGAUGGACGAUUUACCAGAAGAAAGUCACACAGAUCUUCCAGCAGGAGGAGGGCAGAGAAUUCUCUGGUCUCAUGUUGACCAUUGUUUGGCUUCUCCUGUGUCGCCACUCUGGAAGAGCUCCUGUCGGGAUGCUCAGAGUCUCCACAGCUGUUGCCAUCACAGUCUUCCCCUUUGUGGCCUGGCUUUACUACUACAUUAACAAGGAGCUGAGAUCAGACUGGCCUUCACAUUGUAAAACUGCUAUUUAGACAUCCAUGUCUUGCUUUUUUUGGCUGACAUAACAUUCCUUUUUAUUUUGUUCUUUGACUGAAAAUCCUGAACCAAGAAUGCUGCUUUUGUAAGUCCUUGUCUACUUGUUAAUUAAACUUCAAAAGACUCA
This is a messenger RNA of Amphiprion ocellaris (clown anemonefish), 713 nucleotides long. RefSeq names its product transmembrane protein 220 (gene tmem220). The record is from RefSeq and is a predicted model, not a curated record. NCBI's taxonomy places the organism in Eukaryota, Metazoa, Chordata, Actinopteri, Pomacentridae. Bases 58 to 582 code for a protein of 174 amino acids. The transcript has 6 exons.